AUGAAUGGACCCAAUGUCUUUAGUAAGAGCGACGGUACUACUCUGCCAGAACAGUUUUGGAGUGAAUCGGGCGCACUUUCGGCGGCUGCCGCCGGUAAUGGUGGGGCGAAUCAAGGCAAAAAUACCCUGAGUGAGUCUAGAAUGAGCGGCACAGGAAAUUUAAAUGGCAGUUGUUGCCCUGGCGGCUUUGUAGGGUAUCCGAACUUUAUUGAUAUGCGCCAAUACCAACAGAUGCAGUCUCAAUACCAGGCUCCCGGCUUACAGUCUGUGAGUUCGAAUCCCGGUACGGGAUUGGUAGGUUCAGGGAGCAACCAUUCCAGUCCGCAGCCGGGAGAUGGCAUUUUGAAGAAGCGGGUCGCUAGGGCGUGCGAGCAUUGCAGAAAGAGGAAGAUCAAAUGCGACGCUGUCAACCCUGAGACGCAAAAAUGCAGCAAUUGCAGCAAAUACAACGCGCCAUGCACGUUCAAAGUACGAGAGGAAAUCGAAAGGCGCAGAAAAGGCUGUGAUAUUCGGGAAACCGUUGGAGCGGGACCAGAGGACUUGGGCGUGUUGAAUUUUGCCGCUCCUUCGUCAGCCGCGGAAAAUGCUCCACAGCUUGGGAUCUAUCCAGAAGAUCAGAUGUACCAAUCUGGCCUGCAGAGUUCUUUCCAGAGGAGCAGUGAGAGGGUGACGUCGGCCGGUUUGAGCGGCCGAGUGGAGAAACUGGACAGGAAGGUUUCCUCAAUUUCCAAGACUUUGAAAGAUGUGGAAUCUCUCCUAGCUGAGUUAGUUGGCCGUAAGGGCAAACUUAAGGAUACUGGAGAGCUGCCGAAACCGAAAAUAAAGCGGUACUAUACCGCGAUACUCACGCCGCAGAUCCUUACAUGGGCUGACAAGAGGCUGAACACAUACGGGACGGAGAAAUCGAUAAUGUCUCCGAUCAAUGAACUGCUGACCAUUACAUUGAAGUGGCAGAUGAUUGAAAAGAAGGCAUUGACGGAUUUUUCAGCACCGAUGAUCCGAAACGGGAAGUUUCAAUUGCAUCCUCUGCCGCCUCGGGCUCAAGCUAAACGGAUAAUGGAAAACUUUAGAUCGGCGAUGCUGGUCUCGUCAGCGCCUGGCUUAGUGACUGCUGAUUACUAUGCGUCUCUAAUUGAUGAGUUUUACAGCGGAAAGCUGCUUUCAUAUGCCGAGUUGCUGCUUUUACAUGUAAGCAUCUCGUUUGGGGCAGCCAGAAUGAGAAUACUGAAUCCCGGUGACUCCUAUACCCUGCGAAAAGACAGAUAUGAUCCUACUAAAGAAGAGCUUCAAACAAUCGAAUAUGACUGCUUGUUAAACGCCAUAUACUACUACAAUAAGGUCUCAAUAAGUGGACCUAGUCUGACCGCAACGCAGGGUUUGAUGCUGUUGAGCCUGCACCUUAGGGAAACAAGGGACAGUAGCUUGGCAUUCGGCGUUUUCACAACGGCUGUGAAAUUCGCCUUUGAUUUGGGCUUGCAUCAAAGAGUUUCACAUCUGAAUCUGACUUUGGAGGAAGAGAUCAUUCGGAGAACUGUUUGGUGGCAUUGCGCUAAUACUGAUAAAUGGUUUGCGUUAACACAAUCUCGACCGGCACUUAUCAAAGAGCAGGAUAUGGAUCUACUAUCUGACCAGGCAUAUUUCGAUUACAUGAAAACGUUACUUAGAUUGAAGGGUCCUUCGGUCGCGCAGGACGUGGAAAAAUUGACUGAUUUGCAGAGUUGCUUGGACUAUGUAAUAAACUACUGCGACCUACUUCCCACAUAUGUCUCAUAUUUCUCGCUCAAAUUAACUAGAAUCGAGGGAAGAGUAGCUCAGCAUUGCUUUUCGGUCAGGAGCACCAUGGAUUCUUCUAUCGAUGAAAUCAUCGACCAGCUGCUAUAUCUACGGGAGGAGCUAAAUGAUUGGGACGAUAAUUUACAUCCAUCAAUGCAGCUGAGUAGCUACAAAAGUUAUCUUUCCUUGCUUUAUGUGCGUGAUGCUGCAGACAACCCUGCUCUGACAUACGAGGUUGCCUGCUCUCGCGUUGUUCGGUGCCAUUUUCGGAGCAUGCAUGCGAGAAUAUUGGUAGGCCUGUUUGCAUCAUCAUUUCUUGUUGAUAACAUCAGCCUUCUCAAAGGCUCACGACAUCCAACCUCGAGCAUUUAUCGGCUUUUUCUAAAUGAUACCGUGGAAAUCUGCAUGAAAAUGCUGAGAGUUUUUACCACCGUCGACUACGAGGGAAACAUAUACAGUAGCUCACUGUAUUGUCUAUUGACAGGUGUCUUUGCGCUAAUUCUCUACAUAAUAAAGUACAGCGAAGAAGAGGACACGCACAGGUUGACUGAAAUUCUCGACCUUUUGAUAUCUAGCCAUUCGCAUUUGAUCGGUGAGAACGAAGAAUAUUUGAUAUCUGACAAUCCAAAAUGGAAUACUUCAAUUUUCUUUUACACAAUACUAUUGUCUGCAACGAUUCAGUACUGCCAAUAUCUCAAUCUGGAUAUCAAGUAUUACGCUUUGAAUCUCGAAGCGUAUAAAAACAUGCUCACAAGAAUUAUCGAUCACUCGAAUAUUAUAAAGAAUCGCUCCCUGGAUAGUCUUGUCCUCUACACUAAACGUUUCAAGCUAACAGAGGACCAAACAGUCUCAUCUGACGGAUCAGAGCCAAAACCUGUCUCAAAAGAUAUCCAUGCAUCUACACGGUUACUGUACCCAUCGUUUUCUACAUUUAUUGGCACGAAUGAGGACACAUUGACGUUUUUCAGAUCUUCGGAACCAUUUGAAGUCUCGACAAAGCCCAAUCCAGGUUAUAAAGGAUUAGAACACCAGAUUUUUACCAAUGGCUCUCUUUUCCGCAUAGGGGGGCCUAAUCUACUGAGUUCCCUUGAAAGCAUUGGUAUUGAGUCCUUAGGCCACGGAAUCGAGAACCAAAAUUCUGCUGUAAACUCCGCAAUCGAUGUUAACGAUGGGUCUAACGACGCUCAAGAAUUAUUUUACCCCUAUGCUUUGUUCUACGACAGGGACUUGUUCUUCUCAAAUUUGAUAGCCGAAGUUCUAGUACCACCCAAGUAG
Molecule: messenger RNA, 3048 nt
Organism: Torulaspora globosa
Lineage: Eukaryota; Fungi; Ascomycota; Saccharomycetes; Saccharomycetales; Saccharomycetaceae
Exons: 1
Coding region: 1-3048 (1015 amino acids)
Biological process (GO): regulation of DNA-templated transcription; DNA-templated transcription
Molecular function (GO): zinc ion binding; DNA binding; DNA-binding transcription factor activity, RNA polymerase II-specific
Source: RefSeq, a predicted model, not a curated record